Molecule: messenger RNA, 3129 nt
Organism: Linepithema humile (Argentine ant)
Lineage: Eukaryota; Metazoa; Arthropoda; Insecta; Hymenoptera; Formicidae
Product: Nucleolar protein 14 homolog l(3)07882
Biological process (GO): maturation of SSU-rRNA
Cellular component (GO): small-subunit processome; Noc4p-Nop14p complex; nucleolus
Source: RefSeq, a predicted model, not a curated record
GCUUGCUUCAUGCGUCUCAAAUGUGGCCAGCCCGGUCAGUCUGUCUGUCUGUCUGUCUUUGUUGAACACGCUAACACGUGAUAUGCACGUGUGACUUAUUACGGAUUAAUUUUAUUGACAAAAGACUUUGUCAUAUAUGUAUGUAUAUGUGUUUUGUAAUUGGAGGUUAUGUUGCUAAACCUUGAACGUGAGAGAAAUGUGUUAAAAUAUGAUUAGUAUGAGAUUAAACUAGCUUGUUUCUAUCUUCGUACAGUAAAGUUAAUAUUCUUUUACAUUGUUUAAGUUGUGGUAAAGCUAUUCAAAAUGGUUAAAGCCACGAAAAAGAAUUUGUCCGAGUUUGCACAACAGAAGCACAAUCAGAAGAACAAAAAACUAUUAAAUCCCUUUGAAGUACACAUUAAUAGAGACAAACAGAAAGUAUUGGGUCGAAAAAGUAAAAAUGAUCGAGGACUUCCAGGCAUAUCGAGGGCAAAAGCUAUUAACAGGCGAAAGCAGAGCCUUCUUCAAGAAUAUAAAUUGAAAAAUAAAGACAAUGUAUUCCUAGACAAACGUAUAGGCGAAAAGAAUUCUGCUAUGAGUGCAGAAGAUAAAGCGAUGGCAAGAUUUACUAAGGAACGUAUAAAGGCGCAUAAAAAGAAAAAUAUAUUUAAUUUGAACGAUGAUGAAGUAUUGACUCAUAGAGGUCAAACUCUUGAAGAAAUUGAGAAAUUUGAUGAUCCUAAGAGUGAUGAAGAGUUUAGUGAUAAUGACAGUGUCAGUGGUAGACUGGAUAAAAAUUUUGUAGAGGAGGCUCAUUUUGGUGGAGGAGUUCUAUCAAGAUCAGAAGGCACAUUAUCCAGGAAAGAUCUUAUUGAUCAACUCAUUGCAGAAUCGAAGAAACGGAAAGCAGAAAAGCAAAAGAUACGUGAGCAAACCUUAGAUCUGACAGAGAAACUUGACUCAGAGUGGAAAGAUCUUCUACCUGUUAUGUCUGCUUCUAAAAAGUCAAAUGAAGAUACUGAGGAGACAGCCAAAGUUGAUGCUUAUGAUAUUGCUGUACGGCAACUGAAAUUUGAAGCUAGAGGUAAUCCAUGUGACAAAUUGAAGUCGGAAGAAGAUAUUAUUCAAGAAGAGAAAGAAAAAUUAGAGGCACUUGAAGCUGACAGAUUGGCAAGAAUGAAAGGAUUUGUAUCUGAUGUUAAUAAUCGAUAUAAACAUAAAUCUGCUGAUGAUCUUGAUGAUGGUUUCAUGAUGGAAGCAAUUACAGCAGACACUGAUGACAAUAAUUCAAUAACCAAUGAUAUCAAUAAUGAGCAUGAUAGUAAUAUUGAUAAUGAGACUGAUAAUGAUGAAGUGAAUGAUGAUGAUGUCAACAAUGAUGAUGGUAAUGAUAAUGAUAUUAAUGACAUUAAUGAUGUUAAUGACAUUAAUGAUGUUAAUGACAUUAAUGAUGUUGAGGAGAAAGAAAUUAAAUCAAAAAGCAGUAAACAGGAAGGAAAACAAGCAGUGGAAGCCAUAAAAAUAAGCCAGGAUGAUUCAGAGGUUGAAGGCUCAGAUGAUGGAGAAUCUGAAGAUAAUUUUUCAGAUUUAAAAGAAUCAGAAUUAUCUAGUGAUGAAGAUAGAACUGUUGAAAAACAUGUUACAUUUGUUAGUAAUCUGAUAACAGAUACUAAAAAACUAAAUCAAUCGGAUCAAAUUUGUUCCAAAUCAAUACUGAAGAAAAAUGAUAACACUAUACAUGAGCAGAAUGUGUCUGACAAAAUUAAUAAGCAAGAUAUCAGGAAGGAUCUCUUAAAGCGAAAAAAAAUUAUGGAGAAAGCACGAAAAGAACUACCUUACACAUAUAGUGCUCCGAACAGCUUUAAAGAAUUAGAACAAUUGUUGGAAAAUUAUAAUGCAGACUAUCAAUCGGUUAUUGUAGAUCGUAUUAUAAAAUGUAAUCAUUGGACAAUAGAUGCCAAAAACAAAGAAAAAAUGUCAAAUCUCUUUGUGUAUUUAAUACAACAUAUAAAUAAUUGGGCUUCCAGAAAAAAUGCUGAUGAUUUAGUUAAAUGUUUUCAAAUCUUUGACAGAUUGUGUCCUCAUCUUUAUGAUUUAGCACAGAUGAACCCAGAAAAUGCGAAAUCUUGUAUACAAGAAGUGAUUAAGGAGAAGCACGAGAUGUUUGAGAAAAAUCAAAAAAUAUAUCCUAACAUGGAUACGCUUAUAUUUUUUAAAUUGGUAUCCUUGUUAUUUCCAACGUCUGACUUCAGGCAUCCUGUUGUCAGUCCUUGCUUAAUAUUUAUGUCGCAAAUAUUGCUGAGAGCUCACAUCAAGAAAUAUCGAAGUGAUAUCUCAAAAGCUUUUAUAUGUACACUUAUUUUAGAGUAUACACUACUCAGCAAACGAUUUGCACCAUCUGUAAUAAAUUUUUUACGAGGGAUUAUUUAUACAGCAACACCUGCAGAAUUAACACAAAAAAUUAGAAUUAUACCACCAUUUAAAGCAACGUGUAAAGCCCUAGUGAUUAACGAAUCUGAAAUUGCGAUUGACACAAAUGGUGCACAUAUGUCGACAAAUGAUUUAAUCCUUGAGAAUAUAGACGACGAAUUCAGGAUAAGAGCUUUAUUGACUGCAGUAAAUCUAGUAUCAGAAUUCAAAGGCCAGCUUCAAGAAUUAGAGGCAGUGUACUCGAUAUUUGAGCCCAUUCUUAAAUUAUUGAAAAAAAAUAAAUUUAAAAAGCAUCCGUCGAACAUAAGAAAUCACAUAAAAGAGUUGCGUAAGUCACUUAAACUUUUACGAAGUAACAAAUUGGAAUAUAUUGUGCUUGAAAAGAAGAGGCCAAAACCUUUAAGGACGUAUGAGCCGAAAAUAAUGACGAUAUACGAUGGCAAGAGCCAUAAACCCAUGUCGAAGGAAAAAGCAGAAAGGGAGAAAUUGCUACACAAGUAUAAGAGAGAAUACAAAGGCGCGAUUCGUGAAGUAAGAAGAGAUCGAGACUUCUUAGCUAAAGUACAAAUCGCGCAACAAAUUAAGAGCGAUGUUGAACGUAAACGUAAAGUAAAGGAAAUUUUCGGAGAGGCUGCGAUGCAACAAAGCGAAUUGAAGAAAAUGAAAAGGAAAAAAUGAAAGGAGAAAGACGUGAAAAUUAAAAUAUGUAAUUUGUACAGA